Molecule: messenger RNA, 1576 nt
Organism: Cornus florida
Lineage: Eukaryota; Viridiplantae; Streptophyta; Magnoliopsida; Cornales; Cornaceae
Product: homeobox-leucine zipper protein HOX11-like
Exons: 4
Coding region: 243-1304 (353 amino acids)
Biological process (GO): regulation of DNA-templated transcription
Cellular component (GO): nucleus
Molecular function (GO): DNA-binding transcription factor activity, RNA polymerase II-specific; sequence-specific DNA binding
Source: RefSeq, a predicted model, not a curated record
UUACCAUCCAUGAAAAAGAAAAAAGAAAACAUUAAUAAAAGGACUGUUUGGUCUACUCCUACCACUGCUAGCCCUUUCUGCGUUUACAUUUAAAAAAUAUAAUAAUUAACGGAUUGGAUAGAAUCUCUAUAAAGACUCUUUCUCGUGCUUUCAAUCCAAAUCCCCUCUUCCUUUCCCUCUCUCCCUUCUCUCUCCUCUUUCUCUCUCUAGCAUUUCCUCCACCUCUCCUGCCUGCACAUGAGAUGGAGCUGGGUUUAAGCUUAGGAGAUGCAUCAAAACCAUUUGGGUUUUUGUCAAAAGAUCAUACAGAGAUCAAAUCCAGCAACAACAAUAACACUCUAGGGUUUUGCAUGGCUCUGGGAAUCACAUCAUCAAAUGGAAGACAAGAACAGGAGAGAGAAAAAACCCACCACCACCACCAUCAUCAUCAAUCAGAAAGAAAUGGUACUGAUCAGACGGUCUCUGUUGAUCCACCUGUUCAGCUGAAUCUCCUCCCUCUCUCUCCUGUUCCUCGUCACUCACCUUCUUACCAUCAGUCCUUCCCAUGGCCUUCUGAUAACGGGAGUUCAGAUGGGGGUUCAUCGGGAAACAUGGGGGCGAGGGGCUUCGACGUGAACGUGACGCCGCGGCCGGCUGCGGUGGCGGAGGUGGAGGAAGGGGCGGCGGCGUCGUCCCCGAACAGUGCGGCGUCGUCGUUUCAGAUGGAUUUCUGCAUUUAUAGAGGCGGCGGAUCAGAUGGUGGUGGAAACAAGAGGGACUCAUCGGAGGCGGCGGCGGGAAACGACGUCGUCGACGAGGACGAGAACGGCCUGACUAGGAAGAAACUCAGACUCUCCAAGGAACAGUCGGCUUAUCUCGAAGACAGCUUCAAAGAACACAACACUCUGAAUCCCAAACAAAAGCUUGCACUUGCAAAACAGCUCAAUCUUCGUCCUCGCCAAGUUGAAGUUUGGUUUCAGAACAGAAGGGCAAGGACAAAGUUGAAGCAAACGGAGGUGGAUUGUGAGUACUUGAAGAGGUGUUGUGAGACACUAACGGAGGAGAACAGAAGGUUGCAAAAGGAACUCCAAGAGUUGAGAGCUUUGAAAACUACUUCCAACCCAUUCUACAUGCAACUCCCAGCCACCACACUCACCAUGUGCCCCUCCUGUGAGCGUGUAGCCACCACCAGCACCGCCGCCGCCGCCGCGGCGAAAACCGCCAACGAACCCACCUCCACCAAACCCACUCAUCCCUUUCCCCUCUCCAGACCUAGGUUCUACCCAUUCUCUCACCCCCAACCCAAUCCCCCCACUUCAUCAUGAAUGAUUAAAGGGUUCUGUAAAUACUCAAGCUUUGGGUGUUUGUUGUUGGAUGAUCAAAAAUGGUGGUUUGAAAAUUUGUUUGGAUAGCUAGAAUUUAGAUGGACAGUUACAUAGAUUACUAGGUCACAAUUAAUUGAUGAUUUCUCCCAUAUUUUUCAUCAUUUUCUUGGAAUGUAAAGUUGGGAGAAAAUACAGGAAUUUUGGUUUAGUUUUAUGUUUGAUUAAUUAUUAUAAAUAUAUGUUUGUUGUUUGUAAUUAAAUUAAGGUUUGUU